Molecule: messenger RNA, 246 nt
Organism: Caenorhabditis bovis
Lineage: Eukaryota; Metazoa; Nematoda; Chromadorea; Rhabditida; Rhabditidae
Source: the annotation of a GenBank genome assembly
AUGGAGAAAUUGACGAAAAUUCCCAUCAACUCGACACCAUCAACUGAUUCGAUCGAUUGGCUUCUCGCCGGCCUCGUCUGCGCGUUGUGCCUCAUUUUUCUGCUCAUCGCCAUCAAAAUCUGCUACAACUAUUCGACGAAAUUCCCGACAAUCAAACGAAGUCACAACGAGAUGUUCGAGGAUCUGAAUCGUCGCGGGAUCUCGAUGAAGGGCACCCGUGGCACCGCGCGCUAUUCCGUCGCUUGA